Ostrea edulis (European flat oyster) is the source of this 6221-nucleotide messenger RNA. RefSeq names its product RNA-binding protein Musashi homolog 2-like. The transcript has 17 exons. NCBI's taxonomy places the organism in Eukaryota, Metazoa, Mollusca, Bivalvia, Ostreida, Ostreidae. Gene Ontology annotation, cellular component: cytoplasm. Bases 312 to 1784 code for a protein of 490 amino acids. The record is from RefSeq and is a predicted model, not a curated record. Gene Ontology annotation, molecular function: RNA binding.
CAUUACAAAUGUUGUAUGUUAUCUCACGGGGCGUGUUUGUUUUCACUGUUGUAAGUUUUUCUAUGAAAGGCGGUACCCAUCUAUUGACAGGUGCUCCCAACGUCAGAAAACUGAUUACCGUUGCCAUGACGACAACGUCUUAACCAAUCGAUCGAAGCAGUUCUAUGUCAAUCAAUGACACUUCGCGCUUUAGCGAGGCGCGGGAAUUGCCCACCCACAAUGGUUCUCUAGUAGAUCUUUGAGCUAUUCCCACGUGCAGGAGUUCUCUUUUACUGUGUAGUGUAGUUAGCAGUAGUAUACAUUUAGACAACAUGAAGAUGGACCCUACAAAUCCUCAAUCCCCAACAAAUGGUUCUCUGGACGGAGAUGUCCCAAAUGACCCAGGGAAAAUGUUUAUUGGAGGACUUAGUUGGCAAACUACAGUGGAAUCAUUGAAAGACCAUUUUGGUCGUUUUGGUGAAAUUAAAGAAGCAAUGGUCAUGAAAGACCCAACAACUAAACGAUCUCGGGGAUUUGGGUUUGUCACAUAUAAAGACCCAGCUAGUGUAGACACAUGCUUAGAGAAUGGACCUCAUAUAUUGGACAGUAAAACGGUCGAUCCAAAAGUUGCAUUUCCAAGAAAGGCCCAACCAAAGCUAACUGAUCUUGUACAAACAGUAGAGGCUGAAGUUUUAUCAGAAGCAAACCAGAGCAAAAAGAGAAAGAUGGUGACCAGGACAAAGAAGAUCUUCGUGGGAGGACUGUCUGCUGCCACAACAGUUGAAGACGUUAAAAACUACUUCUCACAGUAUGGAAAGAUUGAAGAUGCCAUGCUUAUGUUUGACAAGACAACAAAUCGCCACAGAGGAUUUGGAUUUGUGACCUUUGAGAAUGAGGAUGUGGUGGACAAAGUGUGUGAAAUUCAUUUCCAUGAGAUCAACAAGAAAAUGGUUGAGUGUAAGAAAGCACAGCCAAAGGAAGUAAUGCUACCCAACACCCUGGCGCGUGGGCGUGGGCCGCUGACCAGGGGGGCAUAUGUGACGGAGGAUGGCGAAAUCGUCUUGGGGGAAAUUCCACAAGAAUUAAUUAUGCCGGAACUGUGCUAUCUCCCAACAGGACUGCCAAGCUACCCCUAUGGUCGCGGAUUCCCCACGCUGGCCCCAGCAGGCUAUUAUUAUCCAGGCUUGAAUGGAAUCACUUCUUCAUCUAUGGCUGCACGGUCAGCUUCGGCUGUCGUAGCUUGCAGUGCCGGGGUUGGUGGGGCAACACACGGUGUUUUGGGCAUAACAGGAAGUCCAAGCUUCCCUGGUUACCCCGCUGGUUUAAUACAAACCCCCACUGCUACCCCCGGUGAGCGACAGGUCUCUCCUGCCAUAUAUGCAGAUAUUGGCGCUACCACUAGCCCCCUGGCCGCCAACGCCCUACAAAUACAGCGCAGUGAGCCCUCCCCACUGCCAGUGAGUAACUCACCCCUGGCCAGGGUGGGAGAGCAACUUCUCACAGCACAAAGAACAGCUAUGAUCAAUAGCCUUGGACAUCAGGCUUUCCCCACCGCUACCUCGCCCAGCACCCGCUCCGUGCCCUUGACAACCAGCCCAGGACCCGUGGAUACCUUCAUUGCCCAGGAUGGGCUGGGAUAUAUCCAGGCCACUAGCCCACAGCCCACUGGCUUCGCUCUCAAUACUGCAUAUGGUUUACAUGACGGCCUAGGAUACGUUGAUGCCACUAGUUCAAAUAGAUACAUUCACGAUGUGUUAAGUAAGGCGCAACUGAUACCACAAGGUUUUCAGAAUGGUUACCACUAGAUACCACAGAGAAGAAAAUAUGCAAAGUCAUCUGCACACAUCGGACGCAUACUGAAUGCAGCAAAUGUAAUCUCAUUGCUGCUCGGUAAAAUGUAAUUUUGAAGGGAAUUUGCGUGAAAGGAUUUCUGAAUCUACGAUUUUUAAACUAUAACUUGAAGGAAUGGCACAUGUAUAUGUGAUCAAUCUUUUUUUUUCUUCUCAUUUUGAUCAAUUUAUUGGCUUUUAUCAACUUUUAUGUUAUAAUAUGUGUAUGUAUAUAUAUAUAUAUAUAUACUGAUGUAAAAAUGUUUUAUUAUUUUGUUUUAUUAUUAACUUCUCUCAUUUUAAUAUGUUCAUUUAUCUCAUGUAUGAUUCAUGUGAAGGUCAGGUGAAAAUUGUGAAAUAUUUGAAGCAUUUAUUCGACAGUAGUAUUUAUUGCUAGAAUUAAAUGUUUUUGUAUGGACUAUUUUCAUCUCAUAAGGUCACAUUUGACCAGUGAAAAUAAGAAAAUUUCAUUUAUUUCAUGAACAUUUUAAGUUUACUUAUGAGUUGUGUACCGAGACUUAAUUUUGUUUGGAGAAACCGAAUAUAUGAAUUUAGAUUGUAGUUAGCAUGUUUACUUUUAAGUUUUGACAAACUUUAUAGCAAUAAUGGAAAAAAAAAUCACAAUUGAAAUAUUUUUAGAAUUUUUGUUUUCCUUAAGUAUUUUACAUUCAUGUUAUUUAAAGAGUUAUGACUGCAAAUACCUGGCCAAAGAUACGAAUGGUUAUGAUACGCUCGGCCCAUGUGAUAUUAGUGUUAAUUAUCCAAAGCAAAUAACUAUCAGCAAUAAGGACUAUGUUAAUUUAGGUGAUUCAUACUGUUAUAUGCCACAGCAUGUGAUAUUGCAGCAGAUCUGAACGUAGAUUUAGGCACAGUUGUAGAGUGGGUAUUGUUUAUUUAUUUGCUCUGUAUCCCCUUUUUUACAUGAAAAAAAAACUGUCCCACUUUGUUCUUGUGAAAAUUCAAGGGUUGUGUUCAGUUUACAUUGCAGAUUUUUUUUUUAUGACAGAAUGUGUUUAUUUUUUCGUGGAAGCUCUUCUAGUCACUCUCUCUGUUCAGACUAGACCAGAUUUAAUGUUCUACGACUGCAAAAAUUUUAACCUGUGUGAAAACCAAUGUAGAAAACUAAACACUUAUGUUCAAAUGGUUGUAACGUCCCAUUCAAAUGUUCUCUUUCUCAUUGUAAUGUUACUGAAUAUUUCUCUAUGUUGUAAGGACCACGGGGAAAUGUGACCUGAAUUCUGGGUAUGCAUUAGUGUAGAUUGCUUUUUUUCUGUCUAGAAUCGGGUGUUCACUUAAACAGUAGUUUUGUCACAAUUCUGAUUUAUAUACUGUAGAUAAGUAGUUUUUAUGAAAGAGUAUACGUGCUAAAAUUUUACGCAAGUUUUUAUUAUUAUAUUAAUUCAUUGUUGGAUUUUUUUAUUUGAAUACUAAAGGUUGUUAUACAGGGGACUAAACCGUUUUUAUUCUUAAAUGUUGUGUGACCCGGGGAACAGCGGUCCACAAAGUGGAACUGUCGUUGGAGCGGCGGAAUUGAUUUAUCCAGCUUAAGCUAAAAAUAAAAUAUGCCUACACUAAACUAAUGUUUCAUCUAUCAAAAAAUUGUGUAAUAUUAUAUAUUUGGCCUUUUUGAGAAAAAAAGAUACAUCAGCACCGAAUUAGCAUCAGCGACAUUUCUACUAGGGAGUUACUUGUUUGUACAGUUUAUGUGACAUAUACAUCGUAUUGUUGAUCAACUUAAUUUACCAAAAAAACCUCGUUCUAAAAUUUUAUCAUUUUAUAUAUAUACUAAUAUCUAAAGCCUGCUUUCUUUACCCAGGCAUGGGAACAUUUUUGUUUUAUUAAGACAUGUUAACUGGAUCUUGUGAUGAAAUUGUACAAUUUUACCACUGUACAUCUGAAGCUUUGGGCAUUUUUCUACAUGUUCUGUAUAUAUCAAAUUUUUUAUCUUUCAUAAAUUUUCUGGGUAAAGAAGGUAGAGUUUUUGAUUUUUGCAUUCAUUAUACACAUUAUAUUUGUGGUAGUGUAGUGGAUUUAUAAUAGUAGUGUAGUUUUCAUCACCAAUGCUUUUGGGCAGGGUAUCAUCUGUGUAUAUUAUGUAAGUUAUCAUGUGUAUGAUGAACAUUAACCUAUAUAUAUAAAUAUAUAUAUAUAUAUAUUCAUUAUAUUGACACUUUAUAGUGGACAAAGAUGAUUUUCUCACAUUUGAGAGUAUUGUCUUUUUAGACACAGGUGUUUAAAAAGACUGAAAAUGAUGCUGGUAGACGUUAGUUGUAUGACUGGGUUUUCCCAGGUAUCGGAUGGCUAUGAAUAGUACUUGGCAGAAGACUGGCCUCAUUUCCAAUCUUUGUCUCUGUGAUAAUGAUUUUGUAUAUAACUCAUUUUUGUCUGACUUUUGGUUGCCAUGAAGAGGGUGAUCCAGAUAUUUGAUUUUUUUCGUUAUCUCGACAAAGAGUUAAGUUACCACAAUAUGAAGUUGUCCUCUCAAAUUAAGUAUUGUCAUGGUAACAGGACAGACAUUUAUGAUUUCAAAUAAUUCAUUUAUAUUAACCAAGAAUAAUUAUGCCUUAGUGCUAAUUGUCAGAAAACUUGUAUACCAACUUUUAUCAGGGUCCAAAAAUGUCUCAGAAUCACAAGUCAUUAUUUGUGAGGUUUCAAUGUAGAAAGUCAAACAGAGUUUAUGUAUAAAUGCUGUUAAUGUUUUUUUCUCUCUCUCACCUGAAUAUACUAUUGAAGUUAUAUCUUAAAUGAAAAUCUGUACAUAUGGUCAUAUUUAAUUUUCAUUAUCAGUAGUUUGAACAUAGAGUGCUCGUUGCUAAGGAACACCUCAAGGUAUACUGUCACUUUUGGCAUUCAGUCUGAAAAUAGAAUUUGACAAGCUGGUGACAAAGAUUGAAAAGAGUGACUCUCUGCCCUUUGAAAUUUAGCAAACGGAAAAAUGAACCUUGUGUUUGUGUUACUUAGCAUAGAGAUUUAGAGACUGAAAUCAUUCGUCGGCAGGUUCAAUCAACGUGGAGUUCAAAACUGUCAAAAAGUUUACUACAGCAUGGAUGAAUGGUUUAGACAAAAACAUUCCCUAAAAUGGGUUACAGGUCACGUGACAACUAUUGCAUGUCGUCUCUGCUCUUGAAGUGAUGGGGUAAUACGAAGACUAUAUUGAUACUGAUUUUUUUUCAAAUCAACUUCUUAUUUCAAAGUCCUGGUCUGUUGCCCACUCUCUAGCUGUCACAAAUUUCUGAGUUGAGACUACACUGUAUACUUAAUUUUGCCAGGAUAGAAGUAAUUGUUGUUUGAAGAAUUUUUUUUAUCAAGAUGGGACUUUCGAACUAAAAUCUCAGGGACAUAUCUGCUAAGACUGUAAUAAGUAUAGAUACAUGUGUAAAGACUAUUUAAUGGUAGAUUUAGUAGCCUAGGAUCACAAGUUUCCAAGUUGCAGCUACUUUCCGUGCCAUGGAAUCACUUUUAUACAGCACUGUCUCAAUGCACACAAGGCAUUUAAGGGCCCUUUUUAAACUUGUGGUUCAUGUCUAAUGUUACUGUCGUUGUUUUGGGGGACAUCUCAAAAUUAGUAAAGAGAAUUCCCACCUUCUUGACCUGCCUUGAGGUGCUAAGUCUAGUGCAAUAGUUGGUGUUUAAAUAAAUUUUGGCAUCAUUUCCAUAGCACUUGGGGAUGCAUGUUAAUGCUUUAUGUAACAAGUUCUUGUAUGUGGGGAAUAUAUAUGUGUGACCUUUAUGGGUAUUUAGUGUAGAACAAAUAAUAUAGACUAGGACAAAAUCUGUAAUACAUAUACAUUAUUUAUGAUGUGUUUUAAUAUAUUUUAUGAAAUCGAAAACCACUCUUCAGGGGUUGAGGCGACAAAUAAAAUUAAAAUCCGAUCUGCUUUCCCCUAGUGACCUUGCUUUAGCACCCUUAGGAUAUUUUUAUGUCAUGUUCAGAUAUUAAAUGCAGUGAAAUUUGGUGCAUUGUUACGUGAUCUGCAACCCAGUUUUGCAUAGAGUAGACUAACUUAGAUUAGUUUAUUUAUUUGACUGAAGUGGCGACUUUACAAAGGGUAUAUUCAAACCAUUAUGGCAAAGUAAUGAAAAGCAAAUAUGUGCCAAAGAAUAGUUCUAUGUGACAAAGUCCGUACUUUCCUAAAGUAGGUGAUUUUGUGAUUUCAGUCUGUUAAAUUCAAGAUUUUUGUUUUGAAGUCAUUCAAGUUGAUAUUUGGAUUUUUAUAUGUGUAAGAAUCUUUUGACUUGACUGUGGACACUGAAAUUUAACCUUGGGAAAUUAUUUUCUUUGUUAGCACACAUAACUUUCACCAACUGAUAAACUGAUUUUCUCUUAUUUCACCCAAGGUAUAAUGUCUUGACCUUUGUAUAGUGUAUUUGUGAAAAAAAAAAGUCAACUGAAAUAAAACGGUAUAUUCAGAA